GCCUAUUUAAAAAUCUAGAUAUACCUAUUGCUAGUAAAAGCGCUGCUUACAUAAUCUGUACGUCAGGAACCACUGGACGACAAAAGGCAAUAGUGCAUAGGGGUCGCUCAGAAAUCAUAUGAUCGGUUAGGAGAAUGAAUCUCGAAAAUAUCACAAUUGAUCACUAGCAGGGCGAAGAGAAAGUCAAUGUGACUUAUCACGUGGUCAAAGUAUCUGAAAAGCAGAAAACAAAUUCUGAAAUGAUGCCAGACUCUACCGUCAAGGCAUUGAGACACGCUGAUGAUGGAGCUAAUAAAACAAUGAUGAUAGAUAGAUAAUCCUACUAGAUUUAAAACACAAUAAGCAAUACCAAAUACAUGAUUUUUUAUCUACUGAAAAAAGUUCUCUUAUAUAUCAUCAAAUUACGAAUCGUUUCUGUUAGCGUCAGUGAUGAUACAUACUGACGUUAAACGAAGAUUCAAAUAGUCUUUCUUGUCUAACUGACUUAGGACAUCAGCCUGGCAAGUAGAAGGUGUAGGUUCGAGUCCCACAAAGGUCAUCUUUUCUUCAUUCUGUAACAUAACAUCACUGACACUGCUUGCCCUUGCGUUCUAUACAUAUAAGAGCUAACAGUUUGGAGAUGCAUUCUUUAGCUUUUAUAAUAUGUUAGAAAAAGAAGUAGAAAACCUAAAAUAUCUUUUUAAAAGUGUAUCUGUGUGAUUUACUUUAGGAUGCAUAUAAAUUACUGAAUGCUGAAUGAAGACAAACUAAGAAAAACAAUGUACUAUUUUAGCAAAAACUUGAGAAAUAUUCUACGAAAGACAGAAUUACUGUAGCGAAGAAUACUUUAUUAAUAUGACAAGAGAAUUAAAUAUUAAUUUACCCAUAAAUUCUAAUAAUAUUAUUUUUGAAGAUAUAGAUAUAUCUUCUACAUCGUCUGCUACAACAACAACUUAUUCUUCUAUUACAAAUAAUGCUGAUAAUAAUCCAACAAUGAAAUAA
Molecule: messenger RNA, 981 nt
Organism: Rotaria sp. Silwood2
Lineage: Eukaryota; Metazoa; Rotifera; Eurotatoria; Philodinida; Philodinidae
Source: the annotation of a GenBank genome assembly